Molecule: messenger RNA, 2357 nt
Organism: Cephus cinctus (wheat stem sawfly)
Lineage: Eukaryota; Metazoa; Arthropoda; Insecta; Hymenoptera; Cephidae
Gene: pit
Product: probable ATP-dependent RNA helicase pitchoune
Exons: 10
Coding region: 55-1980 (641 amino acids)
Biological process (GO): maturation of LSU-rRNA from tricistronic rRNA transcript (SSU-rRNA, 5.8S rRNA, LSU-rRNA)
Cellular component (GO): nucleolus
Molecular function (GO): nucleic acid binding; RNA helicase activity; ATP binding
Source: RefSeq, a predicted model, not a curated record
CUAGAAUAAAAUUGCUCUUUUAUAAAUAUUAAUAAUAUUAUUCUUUCGCUAAUCAUGUCUGUACCAAACAAGGUAUUAAUGCGUAAAAUUAAGAAGCGCGAGAAAAAUAAAUUGAAGUUUCUUCAGGAACGAGAAACACAAAAAAAGAAUGAUGAAGAUGCACCAGAAUUUUCGGAUGAAGUUGAACAAAAACUCAUUGAGAAUGGACAUGGUGUUAAACGAAAUCUUCCAGAGAACAGUCCUGCUAAAAAAAGAAAAAAGAAGAAUGCAAGAAAACACAAAGAGGAUGAAGAAGACAAAGAUGAGGAAGAGGAAGACGAAGACGAAGAUGAAGGAAUAACAGAACCUCAGACGGAACAAACACAAGAUGACAAGGAUGAAAAUAAUGAUAGCAAUGAAUUGGAAGAUGUUUCUUCUGAUCUUAGUAAAAGCUUACCAGGAUCGUCUAUGGGCCUAGAAAUAAUGAAUAGUGCAAGUUUUUCAUCUCUCAAGGAUACAAUUUGUGAAAAUACAUUGAAAGCUAUUGAAGAUAUGGGUUUCACGAACAUGACAGAAAUUCAAGCACGAUCAAUUCCUCCACUAUUGGAAGGUCGGGAUCUGGUUGGAGCAGCUAAAACGGGAUCAGGAAAAACAUUGUCUUUCCUUAUACCUGCUGUGGAACUCAUUAACAAACUCAAAUUUAUGCCUCGCAAUGGUACUGGCUGCAUUAUCAUAUCCCCUACACGUGAAUUAUCCAUGCAAACAUUUGGCGUCUUAAAGGAACUUAUGAAGUAUCAUCAUCACACAUACGGUUUAUUAAUGGGCGGUGCCAGUAGACAAACGGAAGCCCAGAAGCUUGCUAAAGGAAUUAACAUAAUAGUUGCGACACCCGGGCGCCUUCUUGAUCAUUUGCAAAAUACAGCUGAUUUCCUAUAUAAAAAUUUGCAGUCCCUUAUAAUCGACGAGGCCGAUCGUAUUUUAGACAUAGGAUUUGAAGAAGAACUGAAACAAAUCAUCAAUAUUUUACCUAAAAGAAGACAAACUAUGUUAUUUAGUGCCACGCAGUCAAAGAAAACUGAAGCGCUGACUGCGCUUGCACUCAAAAAGGAACCUAUAUAUGUUGGAGUCGAUGAUGAAAAAGAAAAGGCAACUGUCGAAGGAUUGGAGCAGGGAUACGUAGUGUGUCCCAGUGAAAAAAGAUUCCUUCUUCUCUUUACAUUCCUGAAGAAGAACCGAAAGAAAAAAGUUAUGGUCUUCUUCAGUUCCUGUAUGUCGGUCAAAUUUCAUCAUGAACUUUUGAACUAUAUCGAUCUACCAGUAAUGAGCAUACAUGGAAAGCAAAAGCAGACAAAAAGAACAACAACAUUUUUCCAAUUUUGCAAUGCCACUUCCGGAAUUCUUUUAUGCACCGACGUUGCUGCCAGAGGACUUGAUAUUCCUGAUGUCGAUUGGAUUGUACAAUUCGAUCCUCCAGAUGAUCCUAAGGAAUAUAUUCACCGCGUGGGGAGAACAGCUCGUGGUGAGGGCAGCAGUGGUCAUGCAUUACUGGUACUGCGACCUGAGGAGCUUGGAUUUCUGCGUUACCUAAAACAAGCCCGAGUACCGGUAAACGAAUUUGACUUUUCAUGGAAUAAGAUCGCAGACAUACAACUACAGCUGGAGAAGCUGAUCUCGAAAAACUACUUCUUGAACACGUCGGCGAAGGAAGCGUUCAAGGCCUACGUGAGAGCCUACGAUUCCCAUCAUCUGAAGCAGAUCUUCGACAUUGAGACAGUAGAUUUGGCGAAGGUCGCCAAAUCCUUUGGAUUCGUCGUACCACCAGCUGUUGACCUCAAAGUGGGAGUGAGCAAGGACUCGCGGCCGCGAAAGAGACUAGGCGGAGGCGGCUACGGCUACUUCAAGAGCAUGAACAAUUCCAGCGGUGGACGACAGAUCGAGCGAAGCAAGACCUUCCGCCAGGUGGGCAAACGUGGGAAGGACAAGCGACAGUUCGCAAGAUAAUUCUAGACCGGAUUCUCAUCGUCUCCUUAGCCAAUAAAGAUGUCCUGGUACGGAAGGCUUCAAUCGUUUGUACAGAGGAACACCCUGGAACAUCAACAGAAUAAAUUUCUUGGAUGUAACAAUAUUGUUAUUUAUCAUUAACGUGUAUAUGAUUAGUACAUAUUUUUAUCAUUGUAUAAUCCUAUACGAUGACAUGUAACUAGAGUUAUCUGGGUUACCACCGUGGCACUGGCACGAAACCCGGUCACCUGGCAACACCGAAUUAUCAUAGUGCAAGGGUACGUUUAAGUUUACGCGCGUCUAAUAUUGUGCUGUUGAAUCAUGUAAUAGAGUCGGUGGUGGCUGCGUAAAAAUAUAGCCUUUAUUUAUAAACCAUC